AUGGACUUCCAGAACCUGUGCAGUUCUGAGGAGACCUUCCUGCAGAUCUGCGGUCAGUACGGGUACGGGGGGGACCUCCAGGAGGUCGUGGAGCGGGAGUUUCCUCGGAUGAAAGGAACAACAUAUCUGGAUCACGCAGCGGCCACCCUGUACCCGGAGUCUCUGCUCCGGGACUAUUUCCGGGACAUUUCCACCAACCUGUACGGGAACCCUCACAGCCGCCACGCCAGCAGCAGUCUGACCCACGACACGGUGGAGCGGGUCAGAGACAGGGUGCUGCAGCAUUUCAACGCCUCCUCCGAGGAGUACGCCGUGAUCUUCACCUCGGGUUGCACCGCCGCCCUCAAGUUGGUGGCAGAGAGCUUUCCGUGGCGCCGGCGGACCGAGAGCGAGGCCGGGAGUUGCUUCAGCUUCCUCACCGACAGCCACACCUCUGUGGUGGGCAUGAGAGGCCUGACCUCUGCCCUGGGGGUGUCCGCCCUCCCCGUCCCCCCGCAGGAGCUGAGGAGCAGCACGAAGGGCGGCGGGCUUCAGGCGGGUGAGGACGUUUGCCAGACGCCUCACCUCUUCUGUUACCCGGCGCAGAGCAACUUUUCUGGCAGGAAGUAUCCUCUGAGCCACGUGAAAGGCAUCCAGGAGAGGAGCCUCUACCCCGCCUGUGACCUCCGGGGUCGCUGGUUCGUGCUGCUCGACGCCGCCUCCUACGUCGGCUGCUCCCCUCUGAACCUCCAGAGCUGCCCCGCUGACUUCGUCUCCAUCUCCUUCUACAAGAUGUUUGGCUUCCCCACAGGUCUGGGGGCUCUGCUGGUCCGUAACGACGCAGCAGGAAUGCUGAGGAAGUCCUACUUUGGAGGCGGCACAGCAGCAGCCUACCUUCCAGGAGAAGACUUUUAUGUGCAGGCGGAGCACGUUUCUGACAGGUUUGAAGACGGCACCGUCUCCUUCUUGGACAUAAUAGCUUUAAAUCACGGGUUUGAGUCUCUGCACAGGAUCACAGGGAACAUGCACAACAUCCAGCAGCACACGUUCGGCUUGGCUCGCUACACUUACAUGCUGCUCUCAAGCCUUUGCCAUGGCAACGGGAGCCCGGCGGCGCAGAUUUACACCGAAGGCCAGUUUGAGAGUCCAGUCACUCAGGGAGCCAUCCUGAACUUCAACCUCCUGGAUUCCAGUGGGCAGAUAAUUGGCUUUUCACAGGUAGAAAGAAUGGCCGCUUUGUUCAACGUUCACGUCCGAACCGGUUGCUUCUGCAACACCGGCGCCUGUCAGGACUUCCUGGGAAUCAGCAACGAGCAGAUGAAGAAGAACCUGCAGGCGGGUCACGUCUGUGGAGACAGCGUGGACCUGGUGGCCGGCCGGCCGACUGGAUCUGUUCGAGUGUCCUUCGGCUACAUGUCCACAUUUGAGGACUGUCAAAAGUUCCUGAACUUCGUUGUUGAGUGCUUCGUGGAGAAACCGGCCCUGGCGGACCCCAUCAGACUCCAGGAGCUUCGAGCAGGCGGCACAAAGCGAUCGCCCUCGGAGAAAAUCCUCGACGGCAGAAACCACGAAGCAGCGGAGACGAAAUCCACCGAAGGACCCCGGGAAGGACUGGGACGAAGACACCUAAAAGUCCGCGGGGACGCUCUCACGCUGACCAACAUCUACAUCUAUCCCGUCAAAUCUUGUGCUGCGUUCGAGGUCCAGGAGUGGCCCGUGGGCCGGCUGGGCCUGCUGUACGACCGAGUCUGGAUGGUGGUGAACGGACACGGCGUGUGCCUGAGCCAGAAGAGGGAGCCUCGGCUGUGCCUGAUCCGGCCUGGAGUCCACCUGGCCUCCAACAGACUGUUCCUGCGAGCCUCGGGGAUGGACGCCGUCUCGGUUCCUCUGGAAUGCGACGCUCAGCCGGCGGCGUCUCGGGCGUGUCGGAGUAAAGUCUGCGGCGACAGGGUGGACACGUUGGACUGUGGGGACGAGGCGGCGUCCUGGCUCUCGGAGUUUCUCGGACAGACGUGCCGCCUGAUAAGACAACGACCCGAUUUCACCCGUGGAACGAAGAGGAGGCCUGACGAAGCUGCCGCGGCCUCCCCCUUCCUGUCCCUGGUGAACGAGGCUCAGUAUCUGUUGAUCAGCCGCGGCAGCGUGGAGCUCCUCCGCAGCCUGAUGAGCAGCAGGCAGAACAGCAGCGAGGGCAAUCAGCUCCUUGACUCAGAGAACGUCGUUAGGCGCUUCCGUGCCAAUUUAGUCAUCGCCGGAGCAGAACCGCUGGAGGAGGAUAAUUGGUCGCACUUGAUUAUCGGCGGCUCUCGGUUCACGGUCACGGGUCAGUGUGGGAGAUGCCAGAUGAUCGGGAUAGACCAGGACACCGGGACCAGAACCAAAGAGCCGCUCCUUAGUCUGUCCGCCUGCCGGACCGGGAAGGUAACGUUUGGUGUGUACCUGACCCAUCACGGUCCAGAGGGUUCUGCUGCAGCCCGGGUUCUGUCUGUCGGUUCCCUGGUUCAGCCCGACACGCCCUCCUGGACUGAUUCUGAUGACAGCAGAGGUCCCGGGCGGCCAUCUUGAGUUGUACAGACUUUAAAAGUUCUGUUGACGUCGAUCCAAUGAUUAAUUUCUCUGUUUCAUUCAAAUCUGUCCAGUGGGUCAUGAGAUAUUUUGCUAACAGAC
This is a messenger RNA of Nematolebias whitei (Rio pearlfish), 2646 nucleotides long. It is a transcript of the gene mocos, whose product is annotated as molybdenum cofactor sulfurase. NCBI's taxonomy places the organism in Eukaryota, Metazoa, Chordata, Actinopteri, Cyprinodontiformes, Rivulidae. Bases 1 to 2544 code for a protein of 847 amino acids. Gene Ontology annotation, molecular function: pyridoxal phosphate binding; molybdenum cofactor sulfurtransferase activity; molybdenum ion binding. The record is from RefSeq and is a predicted model, not a curated record. The transcript is spliced from 15 exons. Gene Ontology annotation, biological process: Mo-molybdopterin cofactor biosynthetic process.